Messenger RNA from Pelodiscus sinensis (Chinese soft-shelled turtle), 1731 nucleotides. The record is from RefSeq and is a predicted model, not a curated record. NCBI's taxonomy places the organism in Eukaryota, Metazoa, Chordata, Testudines, Trionychidae.
GACGAACUAUGGAGAGGUCACUGCCAGAGGCCAGAGACCUAAAGAAUACCACCACACCCAAAGGGGGCGCGUCGGAGCAGCCGGCUACUUCCCUCCCCAGGAGGCCACUCGGGAAGGAAGAGCUGGGCGAAAAGGAAAAUCCAUAGGAACCAGAAAUGCCACCCCAUGGUGCUGUACAAAGCAGAAGACAGUUCCUGCCCCGAAGUGCUUACCAUCAAAGCAUGUAAGACCCACAAAGGGAAAGGUAUAAAGGGAGAGAAGACACAAACAGAGUGAACAAGUGGCCAGGAGAUAUCCUAAGAAUAAAGGGAAGGGACUAUAUUAGCAGAAAGUGAAUCAGACAUCCUGGGACUCAAGAACAGACCUACCCGCUAACCUGGACUUCAUCAUACACCUUCCAAUUCUGACCUCACAACACCUGGGUGGCUCGGCUGAAGAUGAGUGCUGUGCUUUUGAUUCUCUUGGUAUCCACGGUGAAUGCUGGCACCUUCCCAGAAAAGGGCUCGCUGAGACGGGAAACCCGGUGGCUGUCAUGCGUGCGAUGUUGUGGGCCUUCAGAACAGCCAGUCUCCGUAGCCUCUUCACGAUACGUUCGGAUGAGCAGCAACCCGGCCUAUUCACUCCCCAAAGUCCAGCCCACAAUUGAUAUCACCAUCCUGAAAGGUGAAAAGGGCGACACGGGAGAGAAGGGGAUUGCCGGAGGGUCAGGAAAGGAAGGGGAACGAGGGCUACGCGGCUUUCACGGACAGAAGGGACAGAAAGGCCACAUUGGCCCACCAGGCAACUCCUGCAAGCUGCUUUACGCUGCCUUUUCCGUGGGCCGGAGAAAACCCCUCCAUAGCUCGGAUUACUUCCAGCACGUCACUUUUGAUACAGAGUUUGUGAACCUCUACCAACACUUCAGCAUGUUUACCGGGAAAUUCUUCUGCUAUGUGCCCGGGAUCUACUUCUUCAACCUCAACGUCCACACCUGGAACUUCAAGGAGACCUACCUGCACUUAAUGAAGAACAACCAGGAGGUGGCCAUCCUCUACGCCCAGCCCAGCGAUCGGAGCAUUAUGCAGAGCCAAAGUCUCAUGCUUGAGCUGUGGGAAGGAGACGAGGUCUGGGUGAGAAUGUUCAAACGAGAGCGGGAGAACGGCAUCUACAGCGAGGAGUCUGAUACUUACAUCACCUUCAAUGGCCAUUUAAUUAAACCAGCUACAGAGUAGCCAAUUCUGUAUCUCUGGGCGCAGUGCUUUAGGAGAUCUCCUUGGGUGGGGUACUAACGCCCCUCUUUAAAAGGGCCCAUAUCCAUAUUAAUAUGGAAAUAAGUAGGCAGUCAAUAGCUUCAUGGCCUGAUUGUGGCUAGCAGCCAGCGGAGCUGCGUUUCAGCUUGAUAAUCCUCCCAGAAAUAUUUCUCAUGCAAACAUCUCAAUGUGCAGAGUGGAGGAGGGUGAGUGUGUGUGAAGAGAAUGGGCACAGUGAAGAAAAAUGCACAAAAGUGACGUGGAGUGCCAGCUUUAUGAGUUGUAGAAGCAGGGUAUCCAACAGACAUGCCGGGCCUGGGAAAGAUGGGGGGAGCUGACUCCAUGCCCCAGAAAGGGGCAGGGUCCCAGGUAGCAUGGGUGGGCUGGGGAUAGCUUCCCUUGGCUUCGUCUACACUGCACAUUUAUUUCGGAAUAAGCUAUUCCGGAAUACAGCCGCUCUCCGAGUUACAAACAAGUUACGGACAACACUUGUUCCGUAACU